UUUUGACAGCAGCUGUAUGUUUCAACAUUUCUUCCCAUACUUUAAGUAAAGAACUUUUACUCUGCUCUUGGCUGGUUUAACAAGGGCGAAGAGAGGGUGAAAUUAGGGAGACCCGGGUAAAGCAAGUAGAAAAGGAAAGGGAGAAGAAUUUCCUAUAUGAAUAUCUAUGUCUUGGCAACGCGUUCCGUGAAUGAUGCUAUGUUUGUGUUGGAUGGUGAUUGAGGUGCUCCUGGUGUGAGGGCGUUAUUAUCUCAAACAAAGUCUUUGUUAUAGCGUACAACAUUGAAAGGAAGUCGAAAUAUAAAUUCUGGAAAUUGAAUAUCAUUGCAUGGCUCAUCGAAUUUCUACAUGUUCAUCUUUUUUAUUAUUAUUAAUCAAGUUUGUAUUAAUCACAAUAAUACCUUAAACAAAAAGCUAGCUUUUUUAUCUUAUUUUAAUGAGGAAAAACAAAAUUGAACUUUGUGAGCAUGAUGAUUAUCAAAACCUCCAUAAUAUGAUUGUCGUCGACUCAAUUAUACUCAUAACAACGCUUUCCCCAGGUAGAACGCCUGGGGAAAGCGUUGAAACAUAAUGAUCAUAACCCUGACUUAAUUAAGGACUACAUUGCAAUACAAUCAUUGAAGUUUGAUGUAGACCAAUUAUAGAAGUCCCAUGGGACUUCUACUUAGUUACUAUAGAACGAGCCAAGUAAAUACAAUGAAAAUGCAAAUAACUUUGUAUAGGGCCCUCAAUUCUGUUGCCCUUGCUGGCAGUUAGUGUACCCGGGAAAUGGUUGACCAAUUUAAAGAGGAUACGUUUUCCAAAACUGCCAUCGGUUCCUGAAGAGCACAAUGGAGUCUUUUAACCAAAACACAAAGACAGAUAACAAAGAUUGUGAAGAAGACGAGAAAAGAGAGCCACAACCGACCAUGUUACAGGAUUUUGCUGGCUACACAACAUUACAUGGGUUCCACUUUUUAAUUCACCCUGGCUCGCCUUUAAGGCGUUUCAUCUGGCUUUUGAUGCUACUAGGAUGCUGGGUGGCGUUGUUCUACCAGUUAUACAACAGCGUUGACCGGCUCCUAGCGCACAGGAUAGUCAUGAGUCGCGGGGUCGAGCAACCUGACGAGAUAGACUUUCCUGCCAUCACCAUCUGUAACCAGAACAUGAUGAGGAGGAGUAAGAUUAAAGGAACAGAAGCACAGAGAUAUCUCGAUGAGUUAGACACUGUAUUUCCUAAAGAAGGAAAUGUCCUAAAGGGAAAUGUCAGUUAUGAGACCUUCGUAAACAAAUAUGGACACGAUUGGGAGAACAUGUUUCAAAACACUGAAUACAGCUGUAUGUAAUAUUUAUAGGCUGUAUGUAAUAUUUAUUCCAAAAACAACUAUGUAAUAAAUAAAGCAGAGCCGUAAAAAGCCUCAAAACAAAUUAGGGUGGGGAAGGGAGAACGGUACAGAAUCAUCAAGAAAGUUGUGUGGGCACAUUUCGUUUCCUUAUAAUUUUGUGUGGGCACAUUCCAUUUCCUUAUAUAAUUUAUGAAAGUAUUGGUGGGGAACGUGCCCCUAAUGCCCCACCCCCUGCUACGGCCCGGUAAAGAUAUGGAACCGUAAAGCACAAUUAGAAAACGUGAGCCAUUAUGACCAGGGGCAGCGGUAUUUCAUCUUGACGGGCUGUUUAGCUUUUUUUUUUCGCUCUUAAAAUUAAAUAGGAGAUAAUGAUUUCGUAAAUUGAGUAAAAUUAUCGACUUGUCACCAUAGCCUCACUUCAGCUCCAAUUUAUUUUUUUGUUUAAUUUCUCCUUGCCUUCCCAGUGUUAUUAUCUCAACUGUCAUUUGUUUGAUCAGAAGGGAAUGAGAUUUCCAUAGAAUAAUCCAGAGAAAAUCAACAGACCUUUAACAGAUAACCGCUAUACGUACAUAUUAACCUACAUCUCAUUUCCACCAACCUUUAAUUAAGAAAUCUAUUUUUUUAUGGAGAGGUUCUUAUAUUUGAAAAAAAGGCAAGGGUUUAUCUAAUAUAAAUGUGCGUUAUCAAUUAUUUAUAAAAUGUUAUGAUGGGGGGCCUUGAAUAAUGACAGAGUUGCUGUGUAUAUAGAAAAAAGUUUUUCUUGUGUAGAAAAUCUGAUGAUUAUCUAUUAAAAUUUUCUAGUCUCUUGAUUGGAUGGUUGGUCAUUUUCUUUGACCCUUUAUUCUGAGUGAUUAUCAUAACAAAUUUUGAAUUAUGCUUGAAAAAAAGGACAAAAAGUCAGUAGUUGGAAAAAACUGCUGUGACUUUUCGUGAUUCUUAAAGCUUGCUGUUGGGAGGCUUUAUCGGAAGAAAGAAAACUUCAAGACAAGUACCCAAGGAAAGUUGCCGAUUUCUCACAGAGCAUAAUGGAGUCUUUCAACCAAAACACAAAGACAGAUAUCAAAGAUUGUAAAGAAGACGAGAAAAGAGAGCCACAACCGACCAUGUUGCAGGAUUUUGCUGGCUACACAACAUUACAUGGGUUCCACUUUUUAAUUCACCCUGGCUCGCCUUUUAGGCGUUUCAUCUGGCUUUUGAUGCUACUAGGAUGCUGGGUGGCGUUGUUCUACCAGUUAUACAACAGCGUUGAUCGGCUCCUAGCGCACAGGAUAGUCAUGAGUCGCGGGGUCGAGCAACCUGACGAGAUAGACUUUCCUGCCAUCACCAUCUGUAACCAGAACAUAAUGAGAAUGAGUAAGAUUAACGGGACAGAAGCACAGAAAUAUCUCGAUGAGUUAGACGAUGUAUUUCGUAAGGAUAUAAAAAAGGAAAAUGUCAGUUAUGACGCCGAGACCUUCGUAAACAAAUAUGGGCACGAUUGGGAGAACAUGUUUGAAAACAUUCCAUACAGCUGUAUGUUUCAACGUUUCUUCAUUUGCUCAGCAAAAAACUUCACUUCAUUCCUUUCGUUCACGAGAGGACUGUGCUACACAUACAAUUCAGGGGUAAAUAGAUCAUACGUUCAGCGCGUUUCCGAGGCUGGAAGAAAUAAUCGUCUGGAGUUUCAUCUUGAAGCACAUCCAGAAGAAUACUAUGGCCCUUACAGCUAUGAAGGAAUUGGCUUCAAGAUAGCUGUGCAUGACCAAAGUUACGUACCAAAUAUGGACCAAGAAGGCUACGAUAUUACUGCCGGGUUCUACACCAAUGUUAGAGUGAAAAGAUACAAGGAAAAAUCUCUCCCACAUCCAUACAAAACAAAUUGCGGCGAGAGAAAACUCGAGUACUACGAGCGCUACUCCAGAUCCGCGUGCAUCCUUGAAUGUCAGGCCCGUGAGUUCGUGAGGAAAACCAAAUGCAGGAUUAUUGGAUUCCCACCUAUCAAGGUGAUAAGAGAUGUGCCAUUUUGCUCAGUUCUUAAGAUAGAAACUGGCUUGACAUAUAUGUACUACAAUUGGAACACGAAUCAGUGCGACUGUCCAAAACCCUGUGUGGAGAUCAGCUACAGUGCCCAAAUGUCCCUCUUGCAAUACCCGACACCCAGCCUCGUGAGGGAAAUAAGAAAAUCGUUUAACGAUACAGAAGACUACAUCAAUAAUAUGAGGGCAAAUUCUGUCAUCGUAAGCAUUUUCUACGAAACCCUCUUGACAGAUGUCUUCGAGGAGAAAAACGAUUAUGACAUCAGCAGGUUUGGAUCUGAUCUUGGAGGUAACUUGGGACUAUUUCUUGGCUGUAGCCUGCUUACUCUGGUCGAGUUCUUCGAUUUGGGAAUACGUUGGUGUCUUGGCCGAAAAGACAAAGUCCAACGGUCCUAAGUGUCUUGGAUUUGGAGAUGGAGCUGCGAGGCGGACAAGAAAGUAUUAUCUAGCCAUUGCCAUAAUCAUCCUAUAGUUUUUGAAAAACACUUAUACUAAAAAUAAUAUUUCGUCCACCAAAACUUGCUGUCGACUGCGAAAUUUUCGUCUUUACUAAGACUUUCUCAGGGCCUGUUCAAAGAACGCAACUAUUUGGGUAUUUAGAAGUAAUAUUCGCACAUACAGUGAUUACUAAGGCAUCCCCAGAGAAUAAAGUGGCCGGCUUGCCCUAAUAAUCGUGAUUAUUUGGCAUCGAAAAAACUAGUUUUAUUUUUAUGCCAAACGAAAUGGAUGGUGCAGUGCUGUAGAUAAUGUGUCGUCUUUGUACCAAAUUUGUGUACCGAAUUUUUGUUGCCUUCAAAGAUUUUCUCGUGCGGAAGUGUAAAUAUACACCUAUUUCAAAUAAGGUUGCACUCCGAGAAUCUGUGUAUCGUAACUCGCAGUGCUUCAUGGGUAUCAAGUUAAUAAGCAAAUAAGCGUAAUACAAAUUCAGGUUUCAAAAGCUGUAGAAUUCUUUUUUAUGUCCUUAUGGACAUUCACAUGGAUUUCAGAUACAAGAUUCAGCCGUUUAUACGCUACCCAUGAACCACCGCGGGUUACGACACAUGGAUUCUCGAGUGCAACCUUUCAUGAAAUAGGUGUAUAAAAUUUGUAGGUUACAGAGCUUUUUGCAGAUGUCUUUUCUGGCAAUGCACUAACGCCACUAGUGAUUGACAUCAAUGGCGCAAAAAUCAAACUUUAAACACUUUAAUGUCGGUUGCCUCGAUGGGACAAUCCUGUAAUAGCUAAUUACAAAUCAACAUUAUUGUCAAUUAUUGUGUACUGCACUAUCUUUGAACUAUAUAACCUACUAUACUAUAAUAAACUAUUUAUUGUGCAUUUACCAUUUAAAA
Molecule: messenger RNA, 4668 nt
Organism: Nematostella vectensis (starlet sea anemone)
Lineage: Eukaryota; Metazoa; Cnidaria; Anthozoa; Actiniaria; Edwardsiidae
Product: acid-sensing ion channel 1C
Exons: 8
Coding region: 2351-3736 (461 amino acids)
Biological process (GO): sodium ion transmembrane transport
Cellular component (GO): membrane
Molecular function (GO): ligand-gated sodium channel activity
Source: RefSeq, a predicted model, not a curated record